CCACGUGCACUCAGCCUGGCCACUGAACCUGCCCUGUCCCACAAAAAAGGGUCCCUGAGUCUAGGACCCCUGGGGCAUCUGCUCCCCCUCUGCUCCUUGGGCACCCUGGGCUCCCCCGACCUCCCUGCCUUGGUUUUCCUGCUGGAGAGCAGGCUGGCAGCAUGGGAAUAGGGUGAUGGGCAAUCAGGAGAUCUCCAGAAGUUUGGGGAAGGAUGGACAUGAAGAAGAAGGAUGUCUGUGGGCUCUGGGUGUGGCUUGAUCCUGGCCACCUCCUGGGCUCCAUCCCAUGAACCUGGACCCACUCCAGCAGUGGCGUCUGAUCCUGCUGCCACCAGCCUAAGAAGCCGCCACCCCUUUGAGGGCACCGGGCUGUGGCUCAGCCUGGGGUAGAACACCAAUACAACCAAUCUCUGGCACUGAGGAUCCUGAGGCAGGAUCUGUCCCACCACUGACAGACCCUAGGACCAAUGGGAACAGCCAGGAGGGGGCCCCUGUGAUGCAUGUCACACUCCUCCCCAUAAAGAGUGGGCACGGGGCAGCACUUGGUCCUGGCGUGCUCUGGGCUGGGUCUCACACAAGGCUGCAUUCAACUGGAACUGGAGGGGACAGGGCCAGCACUGUCACCUAAGCCGGGCACAGGUUAUCCCUGCUCUUGUGUAACCUGUUGCAUAAAGCUGGCGUGGGCAGGAGGGCUGCCAGCAGUGGGGGCUAUAAAGUGGGUGCAGCCUCUCCUGCCCACAUCCACUCCAGGGUGAGGAUGACAGCAGCACUGCCCAGCCUGGUUCUAGCCCUCCUCUGUCUGCUGCAGGCAAGAGCCCAGGUCCCGGUGCAGCCGGACUUGGACACCAAGAAGUUUGCAGGGGAGUGGCAUGUCACAGCCAUUGCUUCCAACUGCUCCAUCUUCCUGAAGAUGAAGGCUGGGAUGAAGUCAUCCAUGGCCAUUGUGAGCUUCACACCAGAAGGGGACCUGGCCAUGAAGUUGGUCUGGCCCCUGAUGGACAAAUGCAAAGAGUUUGAGCUACUCUUCCAGCAGAGCGGGCAGGCGGGGCACUACAUAGGAGCACAAGAGAAGAGGAAUCUGAGUGUGAUGGAGACAGACUACAGCCACUACGCUGUCCUCCACAGUGUCCAGCACAGCGAGGCAGAGCCCAGCACGGCACUGCAACUCCUCACAAGGGAGCAGGACGUGAGCCCACAGCUCCUGCAGAAGUUCAUGGAGCUCAUCCCCACCAUGGGUCUGACUGAGGACAUGCUGGCCAUCCUGCCAAGUCAGAUCAAUGCAUGCACUGGGGACAUCAGCUGAAGGACCAUGUGUCCUCCAGACCUAGCAAACGAUGGGCUCUGUGCCCCACUCCGUGGUGCUCCUUCCCAUCCUCCAGGCUCUGCCAGACCCCCUGAUCCAUACCAGGAUCACCCUCAACCACCUAAAUAAAUAGAUGCAGAAGCUGC
This is a messenger RNA of Serinus canaria (Common canary), 1449 nucleotides long. Its product is annotated as lipocalin-15. The record is from RefSeq and is a predicted model, not a curated record. The coding region runs from base 758 to 1303 and encodes 181 amino acids. NCBI's taxonomy places the organism in Eukaryota, Metazoa, Chordata, Aves, Passeriformes, Fringillidae. Gene Ontology annotation, molecular function: small molecule binding. The transcript has 7 exons.